Molecule: messenger RNA, 2287 nt
Organism: Suncus etruscus (white-toothed pygmy shrew)
Lineage: Eukaryota; Metazoa; Chordata; Mammalia; Eulipotyphla; Soricidae
Product: myeloperoxidase-like
Exons: 12
Coding region: 128-2287 (719 amino acids)
Biological process (GO): response to oxidative stress
Molecular function (GO): heme binding; peroxidase activity
Source: RefSeq, a predicted model, not a curated record
GUUAGGUGAACUUCAGAGUUGGGGUUCUGGGAAACUGAAGCUAACUAAAGAAAUUGAAGCUAGCUUCUUCCAAGUCACAGCGGGCUUUGGCUCCUUACUGAACAGGGAGGGGGGGCUUGUCACAGAGAUGAAGCUGCUCGUGGCCCUGGCAGGGGUCCUCUCUAUGCUGUCCAUGCUACCAGCCUCUGAUGGUGCCACUUCAGCUGUCCUGGGGCAGGUGGAGAACUCGAUGGUGCUGAACUGCAUGGAGGAGGCCAAGAGGCUAGUGGACAAGGCCUACAAGGACCGCCGGGAAAGCAUCAAGCAGCGGUUGCGCAGCGGUUCGGCCACCCCCAUGGAACUCCUGUCCUACUUCAAGCAGCCGGUGGCAGCCACCAGGACAGCCGUGAGGGCUGCUGACUACCUGCAUGUGGCCUUGGGGCUGCUGGAGGUGAAACUGCAGGGCCUGUGGCGAAGACCCUUCAAUGUCACAGAUGUACUGACGCCUGACCAGCUAAGUCUGUUGUCUCGAUCGAGCGGCUGCGCCUAUCAGGACGUGGGAGUGAUUUGCCCUGAAAAGGACAAGUACCGCACCAUCACCGGGCAUUGCAACAACAAACGCAGCAUAGCUCUUGGCGCUUCCAACCACGCCUUUGCGCGCUGGCUCCCCGCGGAGUACGAGGACGGCUUCUCGCGGCCCUUUGGCUGGACGGCCGGGGUGAAGCGCAACGGCUUCCCGGUGCCCUUGGCUCGCGCCGUCUCCAAUGCCAUCGUGCGCUUCCCCAAUGAGCAGCUGACCCCCGACCAGGAGCGGGCGCUCAUUUUCAUGCAAUGGGGCCAGUUCAUCGACCACGACCUGGACUUCACCCCCGAGCCCGCUGCCCGGAGCUCCUUUGUCACGGGCCUUAACUGCGAGACCAGCUGCCUGCAGCAGCCACCCUGCUUCCCUCUCAAGAUCCCACCCAAUGAUCCUCGAAUUAGCAACCAGCGUGACUGCAUCCCUUUCUUCCGGUCCUGCCCAGCCUGCACAGGUGGCAACAUCACCGCCCGCAACCAGAUCAAUGCCCUCACUUCCUUCUUGGAUGGUAGCGUGGUGUAUGGUAGUGAGGACUGCGUAGCCUUGCGGGUGCGCAACCUCACCAACGAGCUCGGGCUGCUGGCUGUCAACACGGCUUUCCGGGACAAUGGCCGUGAGCUGUUGCCUUUUGACAACCUGCACGACGACCCCUGCCUGCUUACCAACCGCUCUGUGCGCAUUCCCUGCUUCCUGGCAGGUGACACCCGAUCGAGCGAGAUGCCAGAGCUCACCUCAAUGCACACUCUCUUUGUGAGGGAGCACAACCGGCUGGCCAAACGGCUCAAGCGACUCAACCCCCGCUGGAAUGGAGAGCGGCUCUAUCAGGAGGCCCGGAAGAUUGUGGGUGCCAUGAUCCAGAUCAUCACUUAUCGGGACUACCUGCCUCUGGUGCUUGGGCCCAGGGCCAUGAACAAGUAUCUGCCCAGAUACCGCAGCUACAAUAACUCUGUAGACCCUCGUAUUGCCAAUGUCUUCACCAAUGCCUUCCGCUAUGGCCAUACUCUCAUCCAGCCUUUCAUGUUCCGCCUGGACAAUCGCUACCAGCCCAUGAAGUCCAACCCCCGAGUUCCGCUCAGCCAGGUCUUUUUUGCCACCUGGAGGGUGGUGCUGGAUGGUGGCAUCGACCCCAUUCUUCGGGGCCUUAUGGCCACUCCUGCCAAGCUGAAUCGCCAAAACCAAAUUGUGGUGGAUGAGAUCCGAGAGCGACUGUUCCUGCAGGUCAUGAGGAUUGGGCUGGACCUGCCUGCUCUGAACAUGCAGCGCAGUCGGGACCAUGGCCUCCCAGGCUAUAAUGCCUGGAGGCAAUUCUGUGGGCUGCCUGUGCCCCAGACGGUGGGUGAGCUGGGCACGGUUAUGAAGAACCUGGACAUGGCACGGAAGCUCAUGGAACAGUAUGGCACCCCAAACAACAUUGACAUCUGGAUGGGCGGUGUGGCUGAGCCGCUGGAGAAAAACGGCCGUGUGGGUCCCCUCCUGGCCUGCCUCAUUGGGUCCCAAUUCCAAAGACUUCGAGAUGGAGAUCGGUUCUGGUGGCAGAACAAGGGUGUGUUCAGCACGAGGCAGAAGCAGGCCCUGGCCAAGAUCUCCCUGCCCCGCAUAAUCUGUGACAACACAGGCAUCACAACCGUGUCCAAGAACAACAUCUUCAUGUCCAACACCUUCCCUCGGGACUUUGUCAACUGCAGUAGCCUCCCUGCACUGGACCUGUCAGCCUGGAGGAAUGAAGACUAA